UGACACACAUCAAUACGUCUUGCUUUGCUUAAUUAAUUACCCGGACGUGUGACGCUUGCCCCUCUUGUCAUCGUAUCCCACCGGAAGAAUGCUCGCUACCGGCGGAAGGCAGUCAGCUGAUGUGUUCUUCACUGUUGAUUGUGGAAGAUGUUGACUCGUUAACGGCGGGCGGUGUCUGUUUCCAUGCCAGCCAUAAUCAUUAACCUGUGUGCUGUACAAUCCAAUCACGGAGGCCCCGGUACUCUUCCCGCUGCGCGGAUAUACGGCGAUGGCUGCGCACAGCAAGCAGUAGCACCAGAAGCAACGCAAUCUGUGACAUUUGCGUGACAGACGCUCUUUACCCGCCGGCUAAGCAUUUAUCCCCUACUUAGCUUAAUUGCUCCCUCAUUGUCGGCCGUAGGAGAAGGCUGGCAUAUAAGCGCCACUCUACUACCGGUCCUUGUAGUCUCCACUCAGUCAGGUGAAAGCGCCCGUCCCAGUCGGUCUGCGCGCGUACCUUCCUGCUUCCUUUCCCUGAACCGGAAGCGGCAAGUGCUCCUUAACGAGCUUCACCGGCAGUAACCACAGCGCGCAUUUUUCCUGAUUGCAAUAACCAACCCGGCAUGCAUUUCGCCUUCAUUAUUUUCUGAAUCCCCACACGUACACGGUCAUCAUGGCCAAGAAACCGUUGCCCGGUCAGCUGCUCUUCACGCCGGAGGUCUCCUCCUACCAGCCGGAAUCCUUCACCAGCCAGCCACUGGCUAGCCACCUCGGACUGCUGGAUAAGAAGGAAGAUGUCCCGGUGUCCGGUCGGCGUUAUCGGCCGCUGCGUUGGCUGGUCAUGUUCUUCUCCGUCUCAUUCAUCCUCAUCGGUCUGUUGCUGGUGGGCGGGGCCGUGUAUACAAAACAGCGUUUUACCGGAAGCGCGGAAUUCCACUGGGCGGUGUGGUUGUCCCUGCUGUCCGGUGGGCUGCUAAUGCUCGCAGGCUUUGCCGGAAGCUUCGGUGUGGGCAUGCGCAGUUUCUGUGUGGUGGUCUCUACGGCGUUGUUUCUGGCCAUAAUUGUGGCCGCCUUCCUGACCACCACGCUCAUUAUUAAGGAUGAGAUGGUAAAUGCCUGUCAGGAAGUGGAGGUUGCGCUGCGGCUGGCCAUCGUCAACUACAAUCCCAACGAUAGAGCCACGACUUACGAUCUGGAUACCUAUCAACGCCGUUUCCGCUGUUGCGGAGCCAACUCACCCGCGGACUGGCUAGCCACCAGUUUCCAGAUGAUCCCCGACUCCUGUCCGCACCCCAUCGACCUCCGGCGCGGCUGCACUGUAGUGAUUACGGCUUACGUCAAAAAGAUGACCACCUACGUCAUCAUCGUUCUCGGUACGCUGACCGGCUAUCUUUUCUUGGGCUUUCUUGCCAUCGCCUUCCUGGCGUGGGUACAUUACCGCAGCCGUCUGUAAACCCAACACUAUGGCGCGAAAAAGAGAGAGUCAGCGGCGACGGAGGCCGACAACGAAGCUAAUUUGUUCCGUGUCUAAUGAUGCUUGCCUGCUAUUUUUACUCGUUGUAACCGCUGAGAAGGCAAAGGUCGCCGGCUUGUAGUGUCGCCUAUACUCGUUGUACGUGUACAUGCCAACAUAAAAGAGUCUUAUUGCACAAUAAAGCACACUUGUUCAACUUCUCCCACAAUGCUGGC
Messenger RNA from Paramacrobiotus metropolitanus, 1668 nucleotides. Its product is annotated as leukocyte surface antigen CD53-like. Bases 653 to 1432 code for a protein of 259 amino acids. NCBI's taxonomy places the organism in Eukaryota, Metazoa, Tardigrada, Eutardigrada, Parachela, Macrobiotidae. Gene Ontology annotation, cellular component: membrane. The record is from RefSeq and is a predicted model, not a curated record. The transcript has 4 exons.